Messenger RNA from Esox lucius (northern pike), 1141 nucleotides. RefSeq lists its product as uncharacterized. The transcript is spliced from 6 exons. Gene Ontology annotation, biological process: response to bacterium. Lineage: Eukaryota; Metazoa; Chordata; Actinopteri; Esociformes; Esocidae. The coding region runs from base 17 to 1141 and encodes 374 amino acids. The record is from RefSeq and is a predicted model, not a curated record.
GGCACAAGCGAUUUGAAUGACGAUAGUUAUGAUGGAGUUUUGGACUAUCUUCUGGCUUAACGCCAUAUUGGGUUGUGCACUUACCAAAGAUGUUAUCCAACCAGACUCUGUGAUACUUACACAUGUAGGACAUAGUGUUUCUCUCACUUGCUUUUGUCCAUCUAAUAUGAUGAUUAGUGUUCUUUGGCUUAAACAAACUUUCGGACAGAAGCCUCUUCUCAUGGCGUCAGCAUCUUAUUUCUCCCAAGAGACGUUUUACUUCAACAACUUUACCAAGGACUUUAGUGGGACUAAACGUUUAAGUGUGAUGCGAGGAGAGGACAGCUUUAACCUGACCAUCUCCAAGACUGAACCAGGGGACUCAGCUACAUUCUACUGUGGUGCUUUGUACAUCAACAGAAUAACAUUUGCACAAGGAACUGUCCUAAUUGUCAAAGGUUCAGAAUCCAAAAGCAAGUCUGUGCUUCAGCAACCAGUUUCUGAGUCAGUUCAGCCAGGAGACUCUGUGACUCUGAACUUUACAAUAAACACUGGGACCUGUGAAGGAGAACACAGUGUCUAUUGGUUCAGACAUGACUCAGGAGAAUCUCCUCCAGGAAUAAUUUAUACCAAUGGAGACAGGAGUGGUCAGUGUAUGAAGAGCCCUGAGUCUGGGUCUCCUACACAGAGCUGUGUCUACAACCUCCCCAAGAGGAACCUCAGCGUCUCUGAUACUGGGACUUACUACUGUGCUGUGGCCUCAUGUGGAGAGAUACUGUUUGGGAAUGGAACCAAGAUGGACAUUCAAGACCCGUUGGGCAAUCAGGUUAAUUCUCUACUCUUCAUCGUUAUUUAUUUCCUGACAACUGCUGUGAUUCUGAGUGUGAUUAUCAACAUUAUAUUCUGUAGGAGAAUGAAGAGGUCACAAUGUGAACACUGUGCAGCAGAAACCACUACUCAGCAUGGCGAUCAUGGAAAUGCUAAUGCCAGCAUGUCAAACAGACAGCUCCAUGAUGACACUACCAUGAACUAUGUCUCCCUGAAGUUCACUGACAAGAAAAGUGCCCAGUCCAGGAGACCAAGGAGGGAAAAGACAGAGAUGAGAAAUCAGAGAGAGGAAGAAACCAUCUACUCUGGUUUGAGUCACAGAGACAGGGUGUGA